GGAUGGGGUGCAUUUCAGCCACGAUGGCUACAACUUUUAAACCACCGAUGGUGGCUUGUUAUCGUCAUUUGUGUGUAUACUACUUUUGCUGGAAUGCUGAUGACUGGCUUUGCUGUGGGAACGAUUACUUCGGUAGAGAAACGCUUCGGUCUGAGUAGUACAGAAACAGGAUCAAUGCCGUCGGCUGCAGAAAUUUCUGGUGCAGUAAUUGGAGUCAUAGCUAGUUAUUGUGGCGAUCGAGGGCACAAAGGGAGAUAUUUAAGCAUUGGUGCUUUAGUUAUGGCAGUAGGAGCAUUUACUUAUUCGAUACCCCACUUCGCUACUGGAAAAUAUGUUGUCGCUAGUUUCUCCAGUAAUUAUACUGAUUUAUGUCUUGUCAAUUCAUCACUAUCAUCAAGCACUUGUGAUGCAUCUUUACAAAUUUUUGGUAGUUCCAAUUUGCGUAAUUUCUUUUUCCUCUUUCUAAUCGCUGAGUUAUUGAUGGGUGCAGGCAAUAACUUAAUCUGGAGUAUUGGCAUUACGUAUCUCGAUGAGAAUGUUCCCCCGGUCUCUUCGCCGUUAUAUGUUUCUGCGAUCUACACUAUUAGCAUGAUAGGGCCUUCACUUGGGUAUAUUAUUGUCAGUAUCUUUUUAAAAGUAUUUGUUAACUGGCCAGAGGCAGCACCACCAGGAUUAAUACCUGCGGAUGCGCGAUGGAUUGGUGCGUGGUGGCUGUCUUUCGUUAUCUCUGCUGCUUGCUUGACUGCUGCUUCUAUUCCUCUUUUUGGAUUUCCACGUGAAUUACCUGGUUAUGAAGCAUAUAAACGGACGCGACAAGAACAAGCUAAAGCUACUAACAGAGUUGAUAAAGGAUACGGCAAUAGCGUUUCAGAUUUUCUAAAAGCUAGUCGUGAUUUAUUCAAGAACAUUCCGUUUGUAUGUUUAACAAUUACUGGAACAUUUGAUUUUAUCGCAGUCAAUGGCAUUGGUUGGUUUUUUCCAAAGAUUUUAGAGACACAGUUUCAUUUAUCUCCUUCUGAAGCCAGUCUUACCGUAGGUUACAUUAGUAUAAUUGGAGGCUGCAUUGGCAUGUUGUUGGGUGGACUACUUUUAAGAGCCUUCAAAUUGAAAGGUCGUGGUGCAGCCAAAUUAACUUGGAUUAUUAGUAUAUGUGAUUGCAUAGCUUUUACUGUUUUCUUACUCGGCUGUAGUAAUCUUCCAUUUGCUGGAGUGAAUAGUCCUUACGGUAGUAAUUCGAAUCCAAGGAUAAAUACAGUUAAUUUAACUGCAUCCUGUAAUACUAAUUGUAUGUGUAAUAGCGUUAAAUAUAAUGCAAUAUGUGGAUCCGAUGGUACAACCUAUUACUCGCCAUGCCAUGCCGGCUGCACCAGUAGCUAUUUCGAUAGCAACCGUACUACAACAAUUUACCACAACUGCAGUUGUAUUCAGAAUGUUAAUCGGACAAGAUAUAGUUACGACGCUAUCCAAGGAUCAUGUAUCUCAGAAUGUCCACAAUAUACGCUAUUUGUGAUUGGUAUUUCUAUUUCAAUGGUCUCUGUUAUGGCUAAAACUGUUCCAGCAAUCGAAGCCAUAUUGAGGUGUGUUGCUGAUGAUCAAAGAUCUUAUGGUCUAGGACUUAUGUCAUCGCUGGUACGGAUAACUGGAAAUAUACCAGGUCCGCUCAUUAUUGGAGCUUUCAUUGAUCAAUCGUGUAUCUUAUGGACACAAGAAUGCACUUCCACUCGUACAUGUUGGUUAUAUGAUAGUAGAAACUUGGCGAAAUACCUUUAUGGUUCGAUGAUUUUUGUCAAGAUCGUAUCUACAACAUUUUAUGUGUUGUCUUGGUGGUUCUAU
Messenger RNA from Trichoplax adhaerens, 1833 nucleotides. RefSeq lists its product as uncharacterized. The record is from RefSeq and is a predicted model, not a curated record. Lineage: Eukaryota; Metazoa; Placozoa; Uniplacotomia; Trichoplacea; Trichoplacidae. Gene Ontology annotation, molecular function: protein binding. Gene Ontology annotation, biological process: transmembrane transport. Gene Ontology annotation, cellular component: membrane. The transcript is spliced from 6 exons. The annotation marks the transcript as partial.